AUGGCAAUCCUAACGGCUCUCCAAGGGCUGCCCAUCAGCAAUGAAGCAGUUACCGGUGCCUUGGUGGUUCUUGUCACAGCAUAUAUCGUAUACUCUCUUCGUAUACGGUUUCGUCUCUCACACAUUCCUGGCCCUUGGCACGCUGGGUUCACCCGGCUGGGCUUCGCCUGGGACGCUUUCAAAUCCCGGCAACCUCAGGCCGCGAAGGAAUAUCAUGACAAGUAUGGUCGAUUGGUACGCAUUGCGCCCAACCUUGUCUUGACAGAUGACCCGGAUGCCACGCGUCAGAUCAUGGGUGCACGAUCCAAGUAUACCAGGUCCGCCGUUUGGUACUCAGUCGCACGCUUUGAUCCUGAUAGAGAUACCCUAUUCAAUCUUGCCGAUGACGACUUUCAUACUCUGAUGCGAAAGAAAAUGGCGCCAGGCUACUUCGGCAAGGAAAAUGACUCGAUAGAAGCAGGCGUAGACGACCGAGUAGUUGCCUUCAUCAAGCUUAUUGAGGACAAGUACCUUUCCACUGCAGCGGAAUUCCGGCCAAUGGACCUCGCAAGCAGGGCGCAGUACUUUACGGUUGAUGUGAUCAGUGCAUUGGCCUUUGGGAAAACAUUCGGCUGCCUUGAAAAGGACGCGGAUCUCAAGUUAUACGUUGAGUCGAUUGAAGGGUCCAUCCCAAGAGCACCCUUUUUCAGUAUGUUUCCCGAGGUAACCAAAUGGCUCUACCGACGGCCCCUUAGAUGGGUGUUUUUCCCGGAAGACAAACCAGUUGGAUUGGGGCCAAUUAUCGGUGUCGCCAAAAGAAUCAUCGAGGAACGCUUCACCCCCGACGGCCACGACAAGGAUCCCAAACGCGACAUGCUCGCCUCCUUCAUGCGCCACGGCAUCUCGCCCAACCAAGCCGUCGGUGAGGCCGUCCUGCAAAUGGUGGCCGGCAGCGACACCUCGGCCACGCUCAUCCGCACCGCCAUCCUCCAUCUACUCUCCAACCACGUCGCCUACCGCCGUCUGCAAGCCGAAAUCGACCGCUGCCUUGCCGACGGUACCAUCUCCAACAUGAACCCUUCCAAUGACAGCACCAGCACCAUCAUCGUCAAAGACAGCGAAGGCCGCCGCAUGCCCUACCUCCAAGCCGUCAUCAAGGAAUCCCUACGCAUGGCCCCGCCCGCCGCCCAGUAUUUUCCGAGAGUGGUUCCGCCCGAGGGCGAUACAAUUUCGGGCUUUUUCGUCCCGGGCGGGACCGAGGUCGGGUACACGAUUCUUUCCAUGUGCAAGCGCAACGACAUUUUCGGCGAGGACGCGCAUGUUUGGAGGCCGGAACGCUGGCUAGAGUGUGGCGCCCAAAACUUGGCGAGGAUGAAUGGUACGGUCGAUUUGGUGUUUAAUCAUGGCAAGUGGCAGUGCUUGGGAAAACAUAUUGCGUUGAUGGAGUUUAAUAAGAUUUUUAUCGAGCUGUUCAAGAGGUUCGAUAUGAGCAUUGUCGAUGCUUAUAAGCCUGCGGCUGUGGCUUGUCAACCUGGUCUGUACUUGAUGGAAGACUUCUGGAUCCGCAUCACUCGACGAGAGUCCGACGAUCCUGCGCAGUUUGCUUCUAACGGUGUUGAUCUUGGAUUGGGAGAACCGUUGGAGACUGCUGUGGCUGAGUAA
Sordaria macrospora k-hell is the source of this 1641-nucleotide messenger RNA. RefSeq lists its product as uncharacterized. Lineage: Eukaryota; Fungi; Ascomycota; Sordariomycetes; Sordariales; Sordariaceae. The record is from RefSeq and is a predicted model, not a curated record. Gene Ontology annotation, molecular function: heme binding; monooxygenase activity; oxidoreductase activity, acting on paired donors, with incorporation or reduction of molecular oxygen.